This is a messenger RNA of Naumovozyma dairenensis CBS 421, 2058 nucleotides long. RefSeq names its product Hsp70 family ATPase KAR2 (gene KAR2). Bases 1 to 2058 code for a protein of 685 amino acids. Gene Ontology annotation, molecular function: ATP binding; ATP-dependent protein folding chaperone; heat shock protein binding. NCBI's taxonomy places the organism in Eukaryota, Fungi, Ascomycota, Saccharomycetes, Saccharomycetales, Saccharomycetaceae. The record is from RefSeq and is a predicted model, not a curated record. Gene Ontology annotation, cellular component: cytoplasm; endoplasmic reticulum chaperone complex; membrane. Gene Ontology annotation, biological process: endoplasmic reticulum unfolded protein response; protein refolding; cellular response to unfolded protein. The transcript has a single exon.
AUGAUAUUGAAUAGAUCUAACAAAUGGUUAGUUCCUCUAACAGCUAUCAUAUACACUUUGUUUUUGGUCAUAUUGCCGUUGCAUGGUUCCUCUAAAUCUUCCAACAUUUUGGUAAGAGGUGGUGCCACAGAUGAAGUUGAAAAUUACGGUACCGUCAUCGGUAUCGAUUUAGGUACUACAUACUCUUGUGUGGCGGUUAUGAAAAAUGGUAAGACUGAAAUUUUAGCAAAUGAACAAGGUAAUAGAAUUACUCCAUCUUACGUAGCAUUCACUGAUGACGAAAGAUUAAUUGGUGACGCGGCAAAGAAUCAAAUCGCCUCUAAUCCAACUAACACCAUCUUCGACAUCAAGAGAUUAAUCGGGUUGAAAUAUAAUGAUAGAUCAGUACAAAAGGAUUUAAAACAUUUACCAUUUAGCGUCAUUAAUAAAGACGGUAAACCUGCCGUAGAAGUCACUGUGAAAGGUGAAGCAAAAACUUUCACCCCGGAAGAAAUUUCUGGUAUGAUCUUAGGUAAGAUGAAACAGAUCGCUGAAGAUUAUUUAGGUAAUAAAGUUACUCACGCAGUCGUUACUGUCCCAGCUUAUUUCAAUGAUGCUCAAAGACAAGCCACUAAGGAUGCUGGUACUAUUGCUGGUUUGAAUGUCUUAAGGAUCGUUAAUGAACCAACUGCCGCAGCUAUUGCCUAUGGUCUGGAUAAGGAUGAAAGUGAACAUCAAAUUAUUGUUUAUGACUUGGGUGGUGGAACUUUCGAUGUCUCUUUAUUAUCUAUUGAAAACGGUGUCUUUGAAGUUCAAGCUACCUCCGGUGAUACUCAUUUAGGUGGUGAAGAUUUCGAUUAUAAGAUUGUUCGUCAAUUAAUUAAGGCUUUCAAGAAGAAGCAUGGUAUCGACGUCUCAGAUAAUAAUAAAGCCUUGGCCAAAUUAAAGAGGGAAGCUGAAAAGGCUAAACGUUCCUUAUCAAGUCAAAUGUCUACCCGUAUCGAAAUCGAUUCAUUCGUUGACGGUAUCGAUUUAAGUGAAACUUUGACAAGAGCAAAAUUCGAAGAAUUGAAUUUAGAUCUAUUUAAGAAAACUUUGAAGCCAGUUGAAAAAGUCUUACAAGACUCAGGGUUAUCUAAGAAAGAUAUUGAUGAUAUUGUCUUAGUUGGUGGUUCCACAAGAAUUCCAAAGGUUCAACAAUUAUUGGAAUCAUAUUUCGAUGGAAAAAAGGCCUCUAAGGGUAUCAAUCCUGAUGAAGCUGUCGCUUAUGGUGCUGCUGUUCAAGCAGGUGUUCUAUCUGGUGAAGAAGGUGUAGAAGAUAUUGUUUUAUUGGAUGUUAAUGCAUUGACUUUAGGUAUUGAAACCAGUGGUGGUGUCAUGACUCCAUUAAUCAAGAGAAACACUGCUAUUCCAACGAAGAAAUCUCAAAUCUUUUCCACGGCAGUUGAUAACCAACCAACUGUCAUGAUCCAAGUUUUCGAAGGUGAAAGGGCAAUGUCGAAAGAUAAUAACUUAUUAGGUAAAUUUGAAUUGACUGGUAUCCCACCAGCGCCAAGAGGUGUCCCACAAAUUGAAGUCACUUUUGCAUUAGACGCUAAUGGUAUCUUGAAAGUUUCAGCUACCGAUAAGGGUACUGGUAAAUCUGAAUCAAUCACAAUUACAAACGAUAAGGGUAGAUUAUCUCAAGAUGAUAUCGAAAGAAUGGUUGAAGAAGCCGAAAAGUUUGCCUCUGAAGAUGCCGCUGUUAAAGCAAAGAUUGAAUCAAGAAAUAAAUUGGAAAACUACGCCCACUCUAUUAAGAACCAAGUUAACGGUGAAUUGGGAGAAAAAUUAGAAGAAGACGAUAAAGAAACUCUAUUAGACGCAGCCAAUGACACUAUUGAAUGGUUAGAAGAUAACUUUGAUUCUGCAACUGCAGAAGAUUUCGAUGAAAAAUUUGAAGCUUUAUCUAAGGUUGCAUACCCAAUCACUUCUAAACUAUAUGGUAAUCCAGAAGGUGCAGGGCCAAGUGGUGAUGCAUACGAAGAAGACGAAGAUGAGGAUGAAGAUGAUGAUUACUUCGAACACGAUGAAUUGUAA